CUCUUACUCUCUGCCGCAGGAAUUUCGCUGCUCGCGACGCAACAACAAAUCUGAAUCUGUCCAUUUGCCGACGCUCGCCGUUGCCGUUGUCGUUGUCGUUGUAGCCGCGCUGCCGCCAGAGAGCUGUGAUUGCUUGCCGUGUUUAUUAUUUUUCUAACUGCGGGCACGGUGCUGAGGAAAAUAUCCAUUUUUUUUUUGCUUUUUGUUUGGUUUUGUGUCGUCGGCAAGAAGGCCGAAAAGCGGUAAAUCGUCCAGCCACCCACACAAGCACAGGCCGAAUCGAAGUCGAGCUCAGAGAGCAUAUGUGUGCGGAGAAAAGUGCUGAGUAAGCUGGAAAACAUUGCGAAAAACGCGUGUUGCAUGUGGGCCAAGGAAGAGGAAGAGCAAAAAGAAGCAGAAGCAGUAGCAGAAAAAACAGCAAUCCAAGGUUUGAAACAACAACUGUGAGCAGUGGAAACAAAACGAGCGUUCAGCUAUAAACGAUAUCAAAACCAAUAGGAAGAAACGCACACAAAGAACCGAAAACUGAAAACCAUAGACAAAGUCUUCGGAAGAGAGCGUAGAGAGGGACAGAGACAGGGCGAGAGCGAGCGGGACAGAGACAGCUGGCGGUCAGCGACGUUGGACAAGUAGUUGAAAAUAUUGCGCAUACGCCGCGUGAACCGAAGGCAAAGAACAACAAGCCGUGCGUUCGUUCUUGUUCGAAUUUCACAGAUUCAGUUUAAAGGAAAUCCAGAAUAGAGGAAAGAAGAGAAAGAUAAACAUAUAAAGAGAGAAAAGAUAAGGAGGAGCAGGAGGAGGCCAAGUGAAGAAGGGCCGUGGAUCAGCGGCUACGAACGAAAUCCAUUUCAAACCGUAGCCAGCUUAAAAAUCCAGUUCUACAUUUAGUCCGAUUACGCAAAGAGUUUAAUGAUUAAAAGAUGGGGAUAUAAGCUCUUAGCCGGUCUUGAGUAAAGAAGGAACUGGACACGAGAUCCCGAAUUUAAAUGUGUGACUCUGACGCUCGAGAUUGAAGAUUGCACAACGCUUGCCCGUAUUUCCAAGCUCUUUUGCUACGCUCACAAAUACGGGGAACAUUACACCCAUUCAGCGGUGAGCGCUGCCCGAUACCCCGAUUCCGCUGCUCUGGCAGUAGCAGUAAAAAUUGUUAACUCGAGCGCUGCGGUUGGCGACGCUCGGGGAAAAUGCGUACCCCUCACCCCGCCAGAAAGCAUGCGCGGAUUACCAGGAGACUGCGUCGCCAGAGUCACCAGUUAAUUACGAGGAAAAGCAGAAGAAUAGUAAACACUACCACAACCACAUCUACUUCGAACGUGGGAGUCAGCUUCACGACGUCUUGCAAACGGCUGAAAAUGGAGAAGACUCCACGGUACACGCAGCGGGAGCGAAACAUGGUGUUGAGCUACGCGGCGCAGUACAAAGACGUAAUCGAGAACAAGCGCACGGACGCGGAGUCGAAUCGCAAGAAGGACGAGGUCUGGCUGCAGAUCGCCAAGGAGUUCAACUCGCGGGUCUACCACCAGCGCAGCGCCAAGCAGCUGCGCCAGCUGUACAAGAACAUGAAGCUGCUGCUCAAAAAGGACCUCUGUGGCGAGGACAAGAGCAACCACUCCUUCAUGGACCUGCUCAACACGCUCUCGCAGCAGGAUUCCGUGGCCCAGUAUAUCGCCGAGCAGCUCUCGCCGGAGGGCGCGGGCGGAGGUGGUGGGAAGCAAGGCGGUGCGGGAAACGGAGGCGGGAACGGACACCACGCGGAUGACUACGACGACUCCAAGAUGCCCCUCUACCCCGAAGGCAUGGACACGGACGUGAUCCUCAUCAAGUCGGAGACGAUCAGCGACAACGAGCAGACGGACAACGGAAUGGACUGCCUGGACGACGACGAAGACGACGACUGUCUGAGCCCCAAGGCGCCGGAAGUGUGCCUGGAGGAGGAGGACGACGUGCUUUUCCCCACGGAUCUGCGCCAACUGCAGCAGGUGGGCGUUAGCUCCUCCGCCGCCGGCGGCGGCGUUGUUGGUGUCUGCUCCGCCUCGCUGCCAGGAAAUGGAACCAGCAAUGGGCUGCCGGAUCCCGUGCGCCGCGCCGCCAGCUCGCCCGUGUGCUCCACCAAGACCUCGGUGAGCUCUAGCGGGAGCUAUGCAUCGGCACCCAAGCCGGACAUUACCAUCCAGACGGUGGGACACAUUCGCGUGGGCAGCUUUGCCAACAUCAACAAGACGUUGCAGAACGGCGGCUGCAACGCUGCCACCAGUAAUGGCGGCUCUACUGGCAGUGGAGUGCUGCCCCUGACGGCGGAGCAAGUGCAACAGCACACGCUUCUGAACGGCCUGGGCCUGUCCGCUGUGAAUCCGCCUCAGUCGCUGCAGGCGGCCAUCAAUGCCGCCUACGCCUCAGCUAACCCAGCCUCGUCGGUGGCCGCCAGCAGUCGCCGCACCCCGCCCACUCUGCAGCUGCCACGCCUUCAGCGCGGGAAUAACAACAAUAACAGCAACAGCACGAACAACUCCACGGUGAACGCCAAUGGAGUUCAGCUUCUGCUCAACGGCAACCACCAUGCCCAGCAGUCGCACCACCAUUUGGGGCGGGACAAGACGGGCGGCGUGGCCAUUGGGGCGGCGGGCAGCUUCAAUGGCUACAACGGUCUGGCUGUGGCAGUGCCCUGCCACCCUGCCGCCUUGAACAGCAGCGGAAGCGGCGGGAGCAGCGCCAACAGCAGCGGAGUCAACAGCGGGGCCAACACCGUAGGCGGAAGUCCCAGUGGCGGACCAGCGAGGAGCCAGCACCAGGAGCUGAUGAACUCGCUAAGAAUCGAGGAAAGCAAGCGGAAGAUCGAUCUGAUUAAUGCCCAAAUCGAGUAUUGGCAGACGCUGACGCGCAAGCUGAACAGUGAGGCGGGCCACAUGCCCAAUCCCGCGUGUCCUUGCCACUUCCCAGGCGCCAGUGUCCUCUCGCCCGCGGUCACUACCAGUGCCUCAACCUCCGUCUCCGCCAACCUGCUGCAAACGCAGGCCACCACCAGCUAGUCCGCAGUGAAGAGUCAUCCAGACGAUGGCGGCGACAGCGACAUCAUUUCAAUAGUGGACAUAGAUGAUGAGCGGUCUGAGGAGGAGGAGCAGUCGGAGGAAGAAGACGACGACGACAACGAUGAUGAUGACUCACAAGAUGCCUUGGUCAAGGAUGUGGGCGUGGUGGGCGGUCUUUCGCCGCCGCCCCACUCCUCUCCACCGCCAGAAAAAGCGCUUGAAGCGCCAGGAAGACAACUCCGAGCUCCUCAGGCAGCUGGCCCUGCAGCAGAACCAACAGAAUCAAGAUGCCCAGAAGGGGUGCUAGUAUUUUGUCUAAGCCACCAUUAACUAACCCCAUCCCACUACGUUUAUGAGUACUUUUAACUAUAACUUUCGGGGGUGCCACAGAAAUCACUAGGGUUUUCGAAUCACUUAUAAAGGUGUGUAAAAGAAUGCUGUGAAAAAUAUAAUGUAGUUAUUUGGAAGGAAUGCAUCGGACUUCAGGACCUAACAUUUAUUUUUGCAUACAUUUGGCACCUCUAUAACCUUGUGAUUUCUGAGGCACCGCUGUGUAUUUAUUUACGCCUAGUUUGAGUGCCAAAAAGAAAGAUAGGAGCCUUGCCAUCAAGAAUGCUUGCCAAAGGACCUGGACAACAGGUCACUAUUUAUUUGCUAACCUAACUUAACAUUAGUGCUAGAAUCUUUUUAUUCUGUUUUUGCGUAUUGAGCCAUUUAUUUUGUUUUUUUUUUUUUUUGUAAUUAGGGUUUUUAAUGUUAAGUUUUUUGAGAGCUACAACCAAAAAGAAAAGAAAGGAAAAUAUCUUGACUUUGUACAUUUACCUUAAAAUUAGACCUAACUUAAUUUGAGCGAGCGCAGUUAAGAGAACACAAACGAAAGAACGAAAACUGUACAAAUGUGGUUCCUAAUCUAGUCCCUAAACAAAAGAGUAAAGCUAAAGAGAAAGCUAAAGUGUUAUGCCUAGCCGUGAACUUGUGUAUUAUUUUUAUGUAUCAACCCAGAGAGUUCCCCAAAAACCACCCAAAGAACUGUAGCUAAUUUAAUGUACUUAAAGAACCCGCGAAACCUAAAGAAACAAGUCUGUACAGAUAGAGGAAGAUAGAAGAAGACGAGUCGAGACAAGGCGGGAGAAUAAAAGAGAGAUGGAUAAACUUUGCUAGUCGACACUGCAUAACUGUAUUUUAGUGUAUUUUAGUUAUUGCUAAUUGUACGUGUAAAAUACAAUUAAUUGCCUACCCAGUAACCACAAUUUACAAAGAAACACACCAAACUAAAAGUGACAACCAAACCAAACAAAACUCUUUAUACAACUUUUGUAAACAAAAACUUAUUAAUAAAACAAUGAAUUUACUUUGUGGA
This is a messenger RNA of Drosophila gunungcola (fruit fly), 4386 nucleotides long. RefSeq lists its product as uncharacterized. The transcript is spliced from 5 exons. The record is from RefSeq and is a predicted model, not a curated record. NCBI's taxonomy places the organism in Eukaryota, Metazoa, Arthropoda, Insecta, Diptera, Drosophilidae. The coding region runs from base 1185 to 3026 and encodes 613 amino acids.